AACCGGCAUGUGUGGAAAUGGGAACCACACCUUCUAGACGUCGUGUUUUUGCCACGCGGCAAAACUAAUUGGUUGCAUGUGUUGCAUCAUCACAACUUGCAGGCGGGGCCACGUAAAUAAACAGCUGGAACUCAGCGAAAGUGCGAAGUGAAUGAUGCGGAACAGCUAGUAAGUAGAAAUUGUUUUUAAAAGAGCAUCAUACAUGAACUGGAAUCGUCAGUGCUCAGGUUGUUACCAGAUUUUGUAGAGUGCUGACUAUGUCCGUUUGGAUAUCGUCUGGUUCUGUUUUUUUCUGCUGCACAACACAGACGAAGUUCUACCCCAAAAUACCGAUUAUACCAAGUUUCACAGUGACUUCUGAGUCGCUUUUGUCAGCAUGUCUUCCAUUGGGUUCCUGGGUGCGGGAAAAGUCGUCGAGACCAUCGUAAGGGGUCUGCUCUUGGCAGAGGCCUUACCGGCUUUUCAAAUGCAGGCGAGCGCCCCAACGGAGCGAAAUCUGAAAAUACUACAGGAGCUGGGCGUUCAAGGCACCAAUAACAACAAGGAAAUCAUCGCCAAUCACCAGACGGUCUUCGUCUCGGUCAAACCCAACAUGGUCAGCACUGUCUUGAAGGAAAUCUCGCCGGUCGUCACCCCCAAUCACAUGCUGGUCUCACUCGCGGCUGGCAUAUCGGUCGGGUUCAUCGAAAGUAAACUUCCGGUGGGAACCCGCGUCAUCCGGGCCAUGCCCAACACUCCGUGCGGGAUCGGGCAAGGCGCGACCAUGUACACAUCGGGAAGCGCCGUCAAACCCGAAGACAAGGCUUUGAUUGAGAAAUACUUCAACAGUCUUGGCUACUGCAUGGAAGGGGACGAAACAAUGAUAGACGCUGUGAUGGCCGUGAGUGGCAGUGGUCCUGCUUAUGCUUAUAUUGCAAUUGACGCAUUGGCAGAUGGCGGAGUGAAAAUGGGUCUGCCUCGGGAUAUAGCCAUCAAGUUGGCUGCACAGACGUUACUGGGAUCGGCGAAACUGGUCUUGCAAGGCCGAAAGCAUCCGUCGGAACUCAAAGACGACGUGUGCUCUCCGGGCGGCACGACCAUCGACGCCAUUCACGAGCUGGAGCGGGGAGGUUUUCGGAAGUGCCUCAUCGAAGCCGUGGAGGCGGCGUGCCUUAAAGCCAAGAAACUGAACACUAUGAAUGCUGAAAAUAAAUGAUGAAACAUCCGUAUUCCUUAGGAAAAUUGCAGAAAUGAUGGAAAAGCGACCUCAGGAUUCAGACAGACUUAUUCAGGAUUUUCCCAUACUUUUCCAAAGAUUUUCCGAUACCUUCUCAAUGAUUUUCCAAACAUUUCCAAAGCAUUUUCCCACACCUUUCCCACAUUUUCCCCCAAGGAUUUCCUAUAAGCUUUCCUAGAUUUCUCAUACUUUGUUUUCCAAUACUUUUU
Patiria miniata (bat star) is the source of this 1425-nucleotide messenger RNA. RefSeq names its product pyrroline-5-carboxylate reductase 1, mitochondrial-like. NCBI's taxonomy places the organism in Eukaryota, Metazoa, Echinodermata, Asteroidea, Valvatida, Asterinidae. The record is from RefSeq and is a predicted model, not a curated record. The coding region runs from base 377 to 1195 and encodes 272 amino acids. Gene Ontology annotation, biological process: L-proline biosynthetic process. The transcript has 8 exons. Gene Ontology annotation, molecular function: pyrroline-5-carboxylate reductase activity.